Molecule: messenger RNA, 7492 nt
Organism: Epinephelus moara (kelp grouper)
Lineage: Eukaryota; Metazoa; Chordata; Actinopteri; Perciformes; Serranidae
Exons: 2
Coding region: 5018-6109 (363 amino acids)
Source: RefSeq, a predicted model, not a curated record
UUAAUCUGUUUAUUAUAUAUACUCAUCAUGAUAUCAAUAUUAUUAUUAAUAUCCAUCAUUAGGCACCUUAUACAGUAUGUAGAUAGACUGGGAGUAGAGACUUGGUCUGCAUGCCGGUUGGAUACAAAAACACUCAGAACAGAAUCGAAACAUGCUGUCAACACGGCAGAGAAAAAAAAAAAAAUCUUGUAUUCUUGUUAGAUUGUGUCUGUGGUGUCGCUUACAUGUUUGCUUCUACACUUGAUUAUGCAUAACUAAUGUGAAACCUGUGCCUGAUAAUUUGCUGAGAGAUAUGCGUGUACAUAGUGUCACCGUGUUUGUGUGUGUGUGUGCUUGUGUGUGUGUGAGUCUGGGUUUGUGUGCAUUUUACGUGCGUGCCAGCAUGUGUGAAAGGUUCUUGUGCAAUAAACACUGUGUGAGGUUUAGUCUGGCGUUCCCUUGUGUAACAGUUCACUGUGUAUCAGCGUCUAUGAGUGCGUGCCAAGCCUCUUACAGGUACUGGGAGACUGUGGGCUGAGCCAGUUCAGGCAAGUCCUCGGCGACAACUUGGCAAAGUUGCCAGAUCUCGAGCUGGUUAAACCUGGAUAUCAGAGCCAGAGACACUGUGGAAAGUUCUCCUCAUGCCUCUGGAGGAAAAUCUAUUCCCUCACUUCCCCCCCCUGUGUGUAUGGAGCGAGCACAAACUCUGGAGAGUAACAAUAAAGAAUCAAUAUUUUACUGCAUACACCCAGGGUUAUUACGGUGCUGCAGCCUGGAUCACUGAAACACACUGCUACAUUUGUUAUGUAGUGGAGAGCCUGCAAGCAAAUUCAGGUCUUAACCUACAGUUUAUUGUGUCUGCAUGAAAUUUUUAAAAAUUAAUUUCAAAGAAGCUUUGAGAGAAUACAUUUUGACAUGAACGCUUUCAAUAAUCCUUUACAGCUGCACUGAAGGGCAGAAUUGCAAUUGAGUAAGAACACAGACACAGUACUUUCUUUACAGGGCCACAAUCAAAAUAUGAUGAAAUGCAAUGCAAGUGGUUGAUAUACUGUAAGAUCACAAGGACUCAGCCUUGUGUUCUUUUCCCAGCAGGAUUUUUGGGGAUGCAUGGACCUUGGUUUUGUCAGGCUUCUGUGCGCAAAUUUGAAUGCUUCUCAACCAUAUCUGAGCAAAACGAGUUUAACUUGAAAAAAAUGUUUGACAUUUGGGGAAUAUUUUCUUCUUGCCAUGACUUAGAUGAGGAGAUUGAUAGCAUUCUCAUGUCUGUCCGCUACAUUUGGAGCUAAAGUCAGCAGCUGGUUAGCUUGGCAUAAAGACUGGAAAAACUGGAACAACUAUCCUGGCUCCGUCUAAAGGUAUCCAGGGUUCUCACACAUUUCCAUGGACAAAAAUCUCAUUUCAAAAUCUUUCCAUGACUUUUAAAGGACUCAAAAUAAAAUUUCCAUAACCAUUUACAAUGUAUACCACGAACAUUGCUCCAUCUAAAAAAUUCUGUAUAAUUAAAAGUAGUUGUGGGGUGUAGCAUAGAUGGAAACUUUGGGAUUCAUGAUCCGAUUUUUAUUCAAACAUACCAGAUUCAAACUCUAUUCAAACCUAACUCCAGCUAGCGGGCAUCCACGGAUGAAGAGGUGAUCAUGGGGUGAAAACACAAAAUGUCACACAUCACUGAAUAUUAGAGCUACAUUAUGUCAACAGCUCCAGAAAAUACAUUUGCUGUUAUGUUACAUUACGCGGAAGGUUAUCCAUGGAAGAUUACUGCAACAAUUAAUUUCAUUACACACAAUGAAAUUCCGUGACUCUCCCAGAACGUUCAAGGAUUUCACUAAUUCCAUGACUUUCCCAGCUCUGGAAAAUGAGACUAUGAAAUUCCAUGACUUUUUCUGGUUUUCCAUGAUCCCUGGGUAUAAAAACACACAUUCCACUUCAGUUUUGAUCCAUCAACCAGCACUUCAGUUUUGUACCGAUACACCUUCAGAGGUGUUGGUUGGUGGAUUUUUUUUGCCUUUGGACAGGUGGCUUUUCUCAUUUGUCAGUUUUGUGCCUCCUUGUCUCCUCUCUCUUCCGUCCUCCUACCUGUGACCCGGAAAUCAAUCUCAGCGUGCCAUCUUGAUAAAUGUCUGUGAAAUUCCUAAAAUGCAUCUUAAGGAGAGAGAAGGCUUGCACAGGUGUGUCCUUUGCAGAUGUUUUUUCAGCACCUUUGACAAAUAAAAAAAGGGUGUCGACGGUGUGAAACACAGUUUAUGAUGCAGCUGUACCCCACUUCAGUAUGACAUUACUUUAAAGUAAUGUUUCUACAGCAUGUCUCAUUUUGUUAAAUGCCUGUUGCCCCAACUCCUCUCUCCUCGUGUCUCCUCCUGACCUCCUCUGCUCGCACCUCAGUGAGGAGAGACUGGGAGGCAAGGACGGGAAUCGAGAAUGUUAAACUGAAAUGAGGAAAGCCUAAAGCCGUCUAACAGUCUAACCUGACUGCUGGGUGUAGCUUUAUAUUUAAUAGACAAAUAUAAUGGUGAUAUCGAUGUCAUCAUUUAACUUUUGGCAAGAAAGCAAAUAGGCAGAUUUAAAUUUUAACUUUUGCCCGGAUAUUGUCACGAAUAUUUCAACAUAACGGCCGAAAUACAUGAGGCAUGGAUGGGGCUGCUUUCAUUACCACUGGUACAAUAUAUGUUAGAUGUGGGUAGAGAAGAAAAAAUAAGAAGUUAGUAAGAGCCUGACAAAACCAAGGUCAUACAACAAAACUGAACAGACAUUAAACAAAUUAGAUAGAGCUUGUUAACUGCUUAGCAUUAGAGGUGCCGGUAGCCAGAUUUCGUUGCCCUUGGACAGAGUAAGGCUCGCUGUUUCCUCCCAUUUACAGUCUUUAUGCUAAGCUAACAGGCUGCUGGCAGUGUAGCGUACAGAUAUGAUAGUGGAGUAAAUCUUCUCAUCCUCACAAAUUACUAUAUUUCCCGAAGCUGUUCCUGUAACACCAAUAAGAGGUUACACAGAAUUUUUAGCAUUAGUAUCAUUAAGAUCAAUUUGUUAUAUUCAUGAGAAUAGUUACAUUAUAGCAUCAGGAGCUCCUACCAAGGGUCAUUUGCAUAAAUUAAGCCAGAUCUCACACUCACCGCAGCCUUUUCCCUCUGCAAACCAUUUCUCCCAGUUCACAUAUCCAAAGUGGAGAAUUUCCAAACUCAACGGAAGUUUCAGCCCUCCCCUUCCUCCUGUGGGCCUUGACAGACAUGGACACGACAUCUCCACCCGACCGUGAAAUAGCCACUUGUGUUUUAGCCCGAACAACUCCAUUCCUAUGUGACUGUCAGCACACACAAACACACACACCUACACACACACCAACACACACACACUCCUUGAGGCUUUUGUAGUCCUGGAGGAACGACUGUAUGUCCUGAAGAACUGAUCAAUACUAUUCAAUCUGAUCACGGGUCUUUGCAGCAUUAGGCUACAGCUGCUAUCCAAACAAUGAAUGGCUGGACACAGAGGGACCUGUCUACAAAUGGAAUCCCAUUAAAAUGCAAUGGUUCUCGGGGGCUGAUGUUGACCCCCUUUUUCCCCCCCUGCUCCAAUGGCAGCAGCUAUUUUAUGCACCUCUGAUUGACAGCUCCCAUCCAGGAAGGGAAAGAUGUUGUUACCAUGACAACAGCUCAUGCUACACCAGCGUGGAUACGAGCUUUUUGAUAAAAACCACCACAAGUACGCUGAAACCAGCAUCUGAUAUUGAGAGGUCAUUAUAACGGCUACAGGGUUUCAUAAUGUAUUUACACUCAUAGACACGGUGAAGAUGAUCUGAGUAACAGCUGUUUUGUUUUGUGACAGACACAUGUGCUUUUAAGUGCAGUUAAAAUACCUAUAAUAUCAACAGUGAGUGGCCAUUAUUCACAUUGACAGCAGAGAUUUUGAGUUUCUCAUCAGAGAUAAAUAGAAUACAGUGUAUCUUCCUAUUAGACUGACAGACAACAUUUCCAUGGUGAGCUUUUGCGCACAGCACGCCUCCUUUCUACACUAUUUUCAAUACAUCUCAUCUAAAAAUAGUUUCAAGCUGCGAGAUGGAAAGCAGACAAAGCAAUAAAAGAGUCGGCAAUACAGACGGGAGGAAAUGAAAAAGCCUCUUCUUUAGUUAUCUGUGAUGUCUUUUCUUCUUUUUCUCUCCUCAUUAGCAGUAAAGAGUUUCAAGUUGAAGCAUCUCCUGGUUCAAGAAGCCCUUUUGCUGUGCCUGCUCCUUUUUUUUUCAUUUCAGCCACUCCCUUUCCCAUCUUUUUCCGGUUUACCUACUACCACAGUGCUUUUAGGGACACCGAGGGAAUUUCCUUCUCGCAGUUCAUCCCUUUUGUUUCCUCCAGGUUCUGCUUCAUCUCCUUCAGAUUGCUUUUCACAACGAUGUCGUUCAUUUCAGUGGGAGCCAACUUAACCGUACCUAAUGUGAUGCCAGGUUCAGUGUUUUUUUUCCCCUACUAACUGUUGGUUUCGUUUCACAGAUAAGUUCUCUCAGGCUUACUGUCUAUCCAAAGAGAGUGAUCCACAAUAUGCAGAGGGCAAAAAGUGUUGGAGAGAUAUGGAUACUUCACCAGGCGUUGUUGAACACCGUUUACAGGAUCUAUGCACAGGAUGAGAGCACAAAAACAUACGCACAGUUGUGUAAAAUGUGUCACCCCUUUGCAGCCGUGGGAAUAGUCUGUGAGGAGAAAAGGUGGAAGAAUAAAGAGAGGAGAGUUGUUUAAUAGUGGUCUUGUGGACAGUCAUUAUGUUGCCACCACUGAAAGUCCCUGCCCAGUCACCAGAAUAAAAUGUUGGCAUUAUGUUUCUGGAAACCACAGUUAUGUUACAUUUGUUUGUUUCAUACAUGUGACAUACUUCAGAUUACAUGUAUAUGAGUUUCUCAUCAGGAGGGGAUGGUGGAUGGCAAGACACCUUGGUGAAAUAGUUGCCAAGCAGCAGACAGCAGCAGACCACUGUUCGAGACCAACAAAUGCAGGUGUUUUUUAACGAUAGUUUGGGACAUGUCCACCCAUAUUUGUAGCGGAAAAAAACAGGUGGUUUUUUUAUGAUAGUUCGAGACAUGCCCAGCCAUGUUUGUAGCAACAAAGGUGAGUGUUUUGUACUGUCAGUUUGGGACAUGUCCAGCCAUGUUUGUAAUGAAAAAACUGGGUAUAUUUUAACAACAGUUUGGGACAUGUCCAACCAUAUGUGUAGCAACAAAACUGAGUAUAUUUUAACAACAGUUUGGGACAUGUCCAACCAUGUUUGUAGCAACAAAACUGGGUAUAUUUUAACAACAGUUUGGGACAUGUCCAGCCAUGUUUGUAGCGGGGAAAAAACAGGUGUUUUUUUUAUGAUAGUUCGAGUCAUGCCCAGCCAUGUUUGUAGCAACAAAGGUGGGUGUUUUUUAAUGUCAGUUUGGGACAUGUCCAACUAUAUGUGUAGCAACAAAACUGGGUAUAUUUUAACAACAGUUCGAGACAUGCCCAGCCAUGUUUGUAGCAACAAAACUGGGUAUAUUUUAACAACAGUGUGGGACAUGUCCAACCAUAUGUGUAGCAACCAAACUGGGUAUAUUUUAACAACAGUUUGGGACAUGCCCAGCCAUGUUUCUAGUGACAAAACUGGGUAUUUUUUAACAACAGUUCGAGACAUGCCCAGCCAUGUUUGUAGCAACAAAACUGGGUAUAUUUUAACAACAGUUUGGGACAUGUCCAACCAUAUGUGUAGCAACAAAACUGAGUAUAUUUUAACAACAGUUUGGGACAUGUCCAGCCAUGUUUGUUUCUACAAAACUGAGUAUAUUUUAACAACAGUCUGGGACAUGUCCAACCAUGUUUGCUGCUACAAAACUGGGUAUAUUUUAACAACAGUUUGGGACAUGUCCAACCAUGUUUGUAGCAACAAAACUGGGUAUAUUUUCACAACAGUUUGGGACAUGUCCAACCAUAUGUGUAGCAACAAAACUUGGUAUAUUUUAACAACAGUUUGGGACAUGUCCACCCAUAUGUGUAGCAACAAAACUGAGUAUAUUUUAACAACAGUCUGGGACAUGUCCAACCAUGUUUGUUGCUACAAAACUGGGUAUAGUUUAACAACAGUCUGGGACAUGUCCAGCCAUGUUUGUUGCUACAAAACUGGGUAUAGCCUAUUUUAAUAACAGUUUGGGACAUGUCCAACCAUAUGUGUAGCAUCAAAACUGGGUAUAUUUUAACAACAGUUUGGGACAUGUCCAGCCAUGUUUGUUGCAACAAAACUGGGUAUAUUUUAACAACAGUUUGGGACAUGUCCAACCAUAUGUGUAGCAUCAAAACUGGGUAUAUUUUAACAUCAGUUUGGGACAUGUCUAGCCAGGUUUGUUGCUACAAAACUGGGUAUAUUUUAACAACAGUUUGGGACAUGUCUAGCCAGGUUUGUUGCUACAAAACUGGGUAUAUUUUAACAACAGUUUGGGACAUGUCCAACCAUAUGUGCAGCAUCAAAACUGGGUAUAUUUUAACAACAGUUUGGGACAUGUCCAACCAUGUUUGCAGCAAAAAAAAAAAAAAAAAUGCAAAACUAUGUAUUUUUUAAGUGUUUGGGACAUGUCCAGCUGCAUUUGUAGAAACACAACAAGGUAUUUUAAACCCAAACAUUAUGUUUUUGUAACACUUACCAAGUAGUUUUUGAGCCUUAACAUUAAUCACAGCGUUGUCAUAACAUACAACUGAAAAAUGAAAGGUCAAGAAAUGUAAAGUUUCAACAUAUCCGCUACAUAUGAAACAUACAAAUGUAACAUCCAUGGACUGCAGAAACAUCUCAUGCCAACAUUUAUUCUAGUGACUAGGUUGAAAGCCCUGAGUAGGGCAGAGCCAGGCUCAGAAGUGCACCACAAGAGUACUCAUGGGAGAUAAUAGAUAGGUGCUACAAUGAAGGAGCCAACAUGCCACAAACAGACCUAGAGACUGUGUUUGAGUUUAAAUGAAGAAGAGGAUUAUAGGUAUCACUCUCACUGAGGGGAGGGUAGAUUUCUCUAAAAGCAAAUCCACACACACACAUGAAACUAUCGUUCCAUCUCAAGGCGAUGGAGCAGAGAUUAUCUUUGUGUUUAAAUGCUUUUAGGAAACCCAGCCAAGGCAAGUGUUGAAUUCUGGGUAGAUUAAUUGUUGGAAGGGCUUGGCUGUCGGCUUGGAUCUUGAGGGAGAGGGAGUGAAGUGAUUCUGAGAGGAGUGGAGGAGUUAUAGCGUGAGAGGUCUGGUGGAGGUUUGGCUGCAAAGGUCAGAAACGACUGGAGAUGGGACGCCUGAAAUGGAAACUGUGGGUCAGAUUCCAGGAAGCUGUGAGGAAUUGUUUGGACUGCGAGGAAACAGCAAGUCAGAACUCGUGGGAGCUUCUCAGGAGUGGCUGGGAAGAAGGCAUGAGUUUUUUCCAGAUCGGAUGAGGACGGAGACCAGGGGUGUGAGACGGAGAGCUGAGAUUGUUCCACGAAGAAGUCUGGGGAUCACAUAAUUGGGGUGGAUGUUGGCAAGGCGGUGGGUAUCUGCGUCCUUUUGUGACUGGA